GUUUAAAAAAUAAAUAGUCAUUUGUCGAUUUUUUUUUUGUAUCAUUGCCAUAAUGUAUGAUUGAAUUGAAAAAGUAUAUUACAAAAGUUGUAUGAAAAACUGCAAAAAAAGAAAAUAGUGAGGAUUUCAAUACCUGAGAAAUGAAAGCAUUAAUACAACGUGUUAUGAACGCUAAUGUAGCGGUGAAUGGCGAAAUUAUAAGCAGUAUUGAUCAAGGAUUAUGUGUGCUCAUUGGAAUAUCUAGAAAUGAUACUGUGAAAGAUAUUGAAUAUAUUGUACGAAAACUUUUGAGCAUUAGACUGUUUGAUGAUGACUCCAAUGCAAAAUGGAAGAAGAAUGUUGUUGAAAAAGGCUAUGAACUACUGUGUGUUAGUCAGUUCACUCUCUAUAAUACAUGGAAGGGAAAUAAACCUGACUUCCACAAUGCAAUGUCGGCAGAUAAAUCCAAAGAGUUCUAUGAAAAAUUUCUUCAAAUGCUGAAAGACACUUAUGAACCUGAUAAAAUUAAAGAUGGUCAGUUCGGUGCCUAUAUGCAAGUUUCAUUACAAAACGACGGUCCAGUUACAUUGGAAAUAGAAUCUCCAUGUACACCAAGUAAAAGUAGGAGCAGAAAUGGAGUACAAGAAGUACCUCAAGUUGAUCUAAGUAAAGAAGAUGACUUCAAUUGAUAAUUUAAGUAUAAUUAUAUUUAUUGCUUAGUGAAUUAAUAUUUAUGUAAAUAUGAUAUGAUCUCGCAAU
Messenger RNA from Diatraea saccharalis (sugarcane borer), 738 nucleotides. The record is from the annotation of a GenBank genome assembly. Lineage: Eukaryota; Metazoa; Arthropoda; Insecta; Lepidoptera; Crambidae.